AUGCGCGACCCCUUCCCGAUCCCGCCGAUUCCGGCGUUAAGCCGGGCAGUCGAGCCCCUAUCCGAGUACUUCAACAUGCAGACGCUCCCACUGCACAUCCACGAAGUCGUCGGCGCGGCACUCUUCUACACCGCCAUCCAGGUCGUCGUCUCCCCCGUGCUCUCGUCCUGGCUGUUCCCACAGCACUACCCGCGACACAACCGCGCCAAGAAGGCCAACUGGGACACCCAUGUGGUCUCGCUCGUCCAGAGCCUCAUCAUCAACGCCCUGGCGCUGUACGUCAUGUUUGCGGAUGAGGAGCGGAAUGUGAUGGAUUUUGAGCAGCGGGUGUGGGGGUAUACAGGAGCGUGUGGGUUGGUGCAGGCGCUGGCGGUGGGGUAUUUUGUGUGGGAUUUGGGGAUUACGCUGUUGAAUUUGGAUAUCUUUGGGUUUGGGCUGCUUGCUCACGCCCUCAGUGCCUUGGCGGUGUAUACCUUUGGUUUCCGCCCUUACCUCAACUACUACUCCCCCGUCUUCAUCCUCUACGAGCUCUCCACCCCCUUCCUCAACUUCCACUGGUUCUUCGACAAACUCAACAUGACCGGCUCCACCCCGCAACUCAUCAACGGCAUCCUCCUCCUCUCCACCUUCUUCCUCUGCCGUCUCGUCUGGGGCACCUACCAAUCCGCCGUCGUCUACACCGACAUGUACCACUCCAUCUUCAGCCCCCCGCCCUCCCCAGCAUACCUCACUUCUGCCUUUGCCGACCCGCUGACUGCCUCGAACCCGGAUACCAACCCGCUCUUUUUCGCCCGGGACCCGGCGACGCUGCAUGCUGCUGAGGGACCUGCGGCGCUGCAGGUGCCGAUUUGGUUGACGCUCGUGUAUCUGGUCAGUAAUCUGACGCUGAACGCGCUCAACUGGCAUUGGUUCCACAAGAUGAUUGCUGCGAUGCGCAAGAGGUUUGAGCCGGCUAAGGAUGGGAAGAAGGAGGAGCCUGUUGCUGCGGCGGUUGUGUCUGCUGCGAAGGAGAAGGCGGCUAGGGCGACGGCGGUGGAGGGAAUUACGGCGCGGCCGCGGAGGUCGAAGUCGAUUGUGGAGGACGUGGUGCCGGAUAGUGAGGAGUUGAGGGAGGGGACUAUUCAGUGA
Messenger RNA from Dichotomopilus funicola, 1128 nucleotides. RefSeq names its product TLC domain-containing protein. Gene Ontology annotation, cellular component: endoplasmic reticulum; membrane. The record is from RefSeq and is a predicted model, not a curated record. The coding region runs from base 1 to 1128 and encodes 375 amino acids. Lineage: Eukaryota; Fungi; Ascomycota; Sordariomycetes; Sordariales; Chaetomiaceae. Gene Ontology annotation, biological process: lipid homeostasis. The transcript has 2 exons.